CACAAACAUGAACUUAUAUUAGGGGACGGAGAAAAUAUUAUCAGAAUAUCAGGAUGAGUCAGCUAGCAGCAAAGUAAGAUGAUAUGCUAAGUUUGACGCGUAGAUUUGCAGGCUAUAUAAUUAAGUUUCCCGCCCUCUUCUUUCUCUCUCAUCUCCUUCUCAAUUCUACCACACGUGUCUACCAUGGCCGAACUCCUGUUGCCACCUCUUCAUCCUUCUCCUAAACCCUUUUCUCUGUCUUCCGCUCUUGUUUCUGCAACUGUCAGUGAAGUGAACGACUUCCCCAUUCUCGAACAACAUAGGUUAUCACGCUUCAUCAAUUCUCUACUUUCAUUCAAUUAUUUUCGUUAUUGUUCUUUUUAUCAACUUCUUCAAUUAUAUAUGUAUAUAUGUUUUGUGUUUGUAGUCUGCUGAUUUGGUUCAAUUUUAUCCGGGAUUUUGGUGUUUUGCUGAUUGUAUUUAGAUAUUGUAUUUUUUCAAUUGGGUCUGUCAGAUAGGGUAAAAUAUCGAUUGAGUUUGUCAGAGAUUGUAAAAUUUCAACUUGGUCUGUCUAAUAUUAGAUAUUUUCAUUUGGGUGUUUCAGAAAUUGUUAAAAUUUCAGUUGGGUUUGUCGGAUAUUGCAAAAAAUUCAGUUGGGUUUGUGAGAACUUGCAAAAAUUCAGUUGGGAUUGUGAGAACUUGCAAAACUUCAGUUGGGAUUGUUAGAGAGUGCAAAUAUUUCAGUUGGGUUUGUCAGGAUUUUGUGUUUAUGAUUUAUGUUUGAUGUUCUUAUUUCCAUGAUAUAUGUUUGUUUAGUGAGGACUUGAUAAGUUAAUGAUAAGGUUGCAUAUAUCUGGUUCGGUUUAGAUAUGUCAAUUGCAUGUGGAUGUUGGAGUUUGUGCACUUGUAUCUUGUGUGGCCAGGAGGUUAGCCUUGGCUAUUAACUUUGAUUUAUGAUCGUAGUAUGGCAUUGGCGUCGUUUUGAUUUUUUGAAUGUUAAAAGGGUGUCUAUGUUCAAGGUUGAAGAGAUGGUGUAAUUCUGCAUCUUUAGCUUUAGAUAUCAGCAUAUCACUUUGUGAGUUUGUGAGUAGUCUACUAUACAGUGCAUUAAAAGGUUUUGAGGUUCCUUUGUAAUACAACAAAUCUAUUCUAUUUUAGAUAAUUUGUUUGUUUCUAAGUCUUGGUCGGACCUUUUAUUUUUAAGCUUUUAAGGAGUCGAGUACUACCAGUAAGUCUGCUCUUGCCAAAGUCCAGUGUGAACUUAUGUGAUGAGAAGCCAAAUCCGACAUGAAUGUGUGUCACAUUGGGUAUGAUAUAACUAUGUAUAUUGCUAUAUUAUAUCAAUUUUCUUUUAAGGUGGAUGUAAAAAAUUUGCAAUUCCCGAUGAUUCUGGUAGUUUUCGGCUGUUGGUUACAGUUUUCAAAUUUUUUAAAGUGGGAACAAAGUUGAGUAUGUUAUUAUGAUUAUUAUUAUAGUUAGAUGGUUAGUCAGUACUUAGUAGUAAAUGAUUUUCAAAAAAAAAAAAAAAAAAAAAAAAAAAGAUUUUCAAUUGUAAAAUUUUCCGUUAUUUUGUCUAAGCUUAAUGCUUAUCUUAUUUGGAACUUACUGUCUGAAAAACUUGAUUUGUCAAAAAAAAAAAAUUUAUUUUGUUUAAAGUUAGUAAUUUUUGUGUGUGAAAAUUGUUGUCUAGAAUAGGUGAAGAUAAAUUGAAUAGAACAAUACCUAUGAGAGUGUUUGAGGGAUUGGGGGAAAGUUGGAGAACAUUGCAUGAGCUUAAUGUAUACAAGUGUAAAUUAACACUUGAUUAUGCAAUAGAUAGGGGAAAAUGAACUUUUCCUUGGGUUGCCUCUAUUACAAGCAAUGUAUAAAAAAGCUCAAGGUGCAAGUUUCAUGCGCCAAACGCCUUGGUGCACCUCAAUGUGCCUUGAAAAUUCUAUUAACACUUUGUACUCAAACUUUGUUAGCUGUGAUUAUUAGGCUUGCUAGCUUUAGCCAUUAAAUGCUUGUUCAGUGUGUAGGAGAGUAAUGGUUAAGUCUUUCUUUACCACUGUCAACCACAUGUCUUAGAUGUGAAGAAAAAAGAUUAUGUUAUUUUUAUUGAGGGGGAGUUGGACAUUAGUUGAUUUGUGCCCAUAUCUUUAGGGAUCUUGUCUUGUUGCUUUUUACAAGUGGUUUUUUUUUUUAGCAAAAGUUGACUUUAGGGGCAGAGAAGAAUUAGAGAGAUGCCAUAAUCUGUGAUCCUUAUGUAGUUGUAGCCAGUAACAUACCCUAUUUUUGACAAACUGUGGUUAGAUGGUUUGUUACUGUUGUUUGUAUGUAUAAUUUCAUAUAUUAUGGGGAGAUGGCUUCAAGCCAUUGCAAGUAUUACUCAGUGGCAGGUAAAUUCCCCAAUUUCUACUUCGAGUCCUCCCAACAUCAUUGUAUAUUGACCUUACAUAAUGUUUUCACUCGUCUCAUGAAUUCUGGAGAGAAUAUGGGGAACUUCUAAAGAUUUUAUUCAAGAUCUCUCACAUUAGUAGAAUAGUGUCAUCCAGGAUAUGUGAUAGUAUAUGACUGUUCGUUUGUUUUUAGUAUUUUUGCGGUCAGUUUCCAUGCUAGAAGAUUACUUCUUGGUACUGUAACAUUGUAUAACAAGAUCAUUGCUCUGUUGCAUUGUUGUUACAACAGAAUUCUAUAUCCCCAGUUAAUUGUGGCUACCUUUACAAUCAUGUUUCUGUCUACAAGGUACAAGCAUAUACUUGUACCUUUGACUAAUGUAGAAAAUUUUCAGACAUGUAGUACAGUUAUUUGGAGCCUGCUUCAAAAGCUGCUGGGAUUGAUUCACAACAAUCACAAGUACUGGCUGCUGUUGUUUGUGUUAGCAUAAAUUUUCAUGCUGAAGCUCAUGUUCUUACUUUUUAUGAGAAGCUUUUGGUUAUCGAUCGUUACUUGGAUGCAGCUUCUAGGACUGAUUGCUAACUGGCACGCAAAUAUGUGCUGGAGAUUUAUCCUAUGGACUGUGAGCAUCACAACUCUUCCUAUACGAGCGUUAGGUGCACUCCGCAGGGAGAAAGUGAUGGAGAGGCUUCUCCAGGAAAUGCAAAGUGAGCUAGAGAGCCUCUCAUGGGAUAGUGAGAAGCUAGCAGGACAUUUGAGGCUAGCUGUCAAGGAACAUCAUCUAAUGGAGUCGAUGUUGGCUGAUUUAGAAGAGGAGCAUGACAAAGCUAUUGGUAAAAUUGAAUUCCUUGAGAAAGAGGUGGAGCGCCUAAAAGACAAGAAUCUUAGACUGAAGGAAGUUCAGACUAAAGGAAUCUGUGAUCGAGGGAAAGUGGAAGUGUUGAUUGAUCCUGAAAAGGGUGGCCAUCAUGAGCGUCUUUGGCAUUCUAGCAAAAGUGAAAAUGACAACUUGCAAGAAGACCUACAGUUGCCAAAAACAACCAGGGCUACCAAGGAGCAACUCCGAACAGGGAUGAAUCCUUCAAGGCUUGUGGAUCCACUUACACCAUUGAUUUUCUCAAGCAACGUAGAUGUAGAUGCAGCUCUUAAUCAACGAAGGGAGGUUGCUCUAUCCCAGAGUCUUUUUAGUUCCUUGUUAUCUCUGCUGGUUGGAAUGAUUAUAUGGGAAGCUAAAGAUCCUUGCAUGCCUCUUGUGUUGGCUCUGUUCACUGUGGUGGGUCUGUCUUUGAGGAGUGUAGUGCAGUUCUUCUCGACCAUUAAAAAUAGACCAGCUGCUGAUGCAGUUGCACUUUUAAGUGUCAACUGGUUUAUCCUUGGCACACUUUCCUAUCCUACAUUGCCGAAGGUUGCCCAUAUGUUGUCUCCAGUCAUUUCAACCUUUCUAGGGCAAGGGUCAGGGUCAGGAUCAGGGUCUGAACUUGGUUCUUUGUAGUAGGUCGGUUUUAAGGUGUGUAUUAUAUAAUUAAAUACUUGACUUUGUUUUCUUCUUCGUAGGUCUGUGUAACUUAUUGCUCGUGUAGGAGUCUGUUAAAGUUGAUUGAGGCGGUGUGCAACCGUCUACAACCCCCCCUCCCCAAAAAAUUCCUUUGAGAAGAAAAGGGUUUUACAGUUGGU
This is a messenger RNA of Chenopodium quinoa (quinoa), 4029 nucleotides long. RefSeq lists its product as uncharacterized. The coding region runs from base 2852 to 3847 and encodes 331 amino acids. The record is from RefSeq and is a predicted model, not a curated record. NCBI's taxonomy places the organism in Eukaryota, Viridiplantae, Streptophyta, Magnoliopsida, Caryophyllales, Amaranthaceae. The transcript is spliced from 3 exons.